AUGGCAUUACGGAAUGUUUAUCUAACCCUCAUGGUCAUCUUGACUUUCAUGCCCUCACCGCUGCAUUCAUCAUAUUCACAGCCUAUUCCUGAAGUUCCCACACUCUCAUCUUCACCAGCAACACUAACAGAUCCUCCUCCAUCUUCACUAUCCCCUUUCCAAGAAUUGUCCCCAGACAUUGCUCCACUGUUGCCUUCACCUGGCGGCGUGUUGCCAACUCCUUCUGGCUCUGACAUUCCCACCAUUCCUUCCAAUCCAAGCCCUCCAAACCCAGAUGACUUAAUAGCUCCUGGACCUCUUUCUGCUCUUUCACCAUUUGGAUCAAUGCAGGCUUCCUCCAAUGCCCCUAGAAGAAGUGUAGUUGGUAGUGUAGCCACAGUUGUUUUUGCAGGUUUCGCAGUAUACUGGUCUUUGCACUGUACGAGAGUAUGA
This is a messenger RNA of Sphenostylis stenocarpa, 432 nucleotides long. NCBI's taxonomy places the organism in Eukaryota, Viridiplantae, Streptophyta, Magnoliopsida, Fabales, Fabaceae. The record is from the annotation of a GenBank genome assembly.